Messenger RNA from Plectropomus leopardus (leopard coralgrouper), 910 nucleotides. The record is from RefSeq and is a predicted model, not a curated record. Lineage: Eukaryota; Metazoa; Chordata; Actinopteri; Perciformes; Serranidae.
AAGAGUCACAAGCGGCGGGGAGCACAGAGCGGAGCCUCCUAGCGGCACAGAGACACAGACCCUCCCCGCCAGAGAGCUCAGACCGGCCGCCAACAUGACUGCAGACGUGGCGGUGUCUCUUACGGUGCUCGUGGGGAUCGUCGCGCUGAGCGAUGCGACCCGCAGGUUGUUGACCAGGGCCCUCGCGGACACCGGGCUUUCCGUGUAUGCGGUGGAGCUCGUGUCUACCUUCCAGCUGUGCUGCUGCACGCACGAGCUAAAGCUGCUCUCGGAGGUGGGCGGGAUCGAGCCUCAACUCGCGCUCACCUUGACGUACCUGGCGUCCGUUGUUCAUGGGCUCACCUUCAGCGGGGCCAUCGGUAACCCCUCUGGUGCGCUCGAGCACGCUUAUCACGCGAGGCUCUCAGGGGGGUGCGCCCUGCGCCGGAUCGUGUGCCAGUUCGCCGCGGCUGCCGCAGCGCGAUUUGCGGCGCCGGUGAUCUGGGGUAUCGGGUUGUCUGGACUGCACAUGCGGCACAAGCUGCUCGGUUACCGGUGCAUCAGCCCCAUUCACGCUCCGCUGCUCAAGGCCGCCGCUGUGGAGCUCGCGUGCGCCUUUGCAGUUCAGACUGCUGUAACGCACACGCGAAUGGUGGAGGCGAAAUACCGCGUGCACGCUGUAGCUGCGGUCAUCGCAACAGUAGUUUAUGCAGGUGGCAGUGUGACAGGAGCAGUGUUUAACCCUGCGUUGGCCUUCUCCACACAGUUCCCCUGCAGUGGACACUCCUUUCUAGAGUACUGCCUGGUCUACUGGCUGGGCCCACUGCUGGGUAUGAUGAGUUCCGUGCUGCUGUUUGAUAAGCUCAUCCCUCUGCUGACGAGGAAAUCAACGGCUCUCCAUCUCCCCCUGGAGACCAAGAAGAGGACAUGA